This is a messenger RNA of Argentina anserina (silverweed cinquefoil), 1423 nucleotides long. RefSeq names its product transcription termination factor MTERF15, mitochondrial-like. Gene Ontology annotation, biological process: regulation of DNA-templated transcription. The transcript has a single exon. The coding region runs from base 121 to 1332 and encodes 403 amino acids. The record is from RefSeq and is a predicted model, not a curated record. Lineage: Eukaryota; Viridiplantae; Streptophyta; Magnoliopsida; Rosales; Rosaceae. Gene Ontology annotation, molecular function: double-stranded DNA binding.
CAGUAAACCCCAAAAUCCCAAUUGGAGGAAGCAACAAGUUACCAGAGAACCAGCAAGGGUCUCGGUUAGUGGCUUUUUCUUAGCUUUCAAGUACUUAGCCGCUGAUUUUGUGUUCCAAUUAUGCUUGGUUUUAGCCGUAGAAGAUUGCAAAUACUAUUCCCCAGUCGUAGUAAUGCUGCUAGUUCGCUUAUGCAUCCUCAUGUUACAAGAUUAUAUACAUCGAAACCAAUGUCAGGAAGUACCCAAGAUGAAAAAGAUGGGUCUUUUGCUGUUUCAUACCUUGUAGAUUCAUGUGGGUUAUCUCCAGAACUUGCUCUCUCUUUGUACAAGAAGAAGAGGGUACGGUUUGCAUCCCCAGAAAAACCAGAUUCAGUUGUUAAGCUUCUUAGGGAGUAUGGAUUUGGGGAAACCCACGUUUCCAAAAUUGUCAAGAAACUCCCAGAGAUGCUCUCACUCAAUGCUGAGAAGAUCCUUUUGCCGAAACUCGAGUUCUUUGUCUCUGUUGGAAUUACAGGCACUGCCCUGGCUGAGGCCCUUUCUGGCAACCCAAUUGUGUUGCGCAUGAGCUUAGAGAAUACUAUCAGACCUUGUUAUGCUAUCAUUAGGACUCUAGGUAUCCCUAAUGGGAGGAUCCCUCGUUUCAUCAAGUAUUCACCAUAUUCGUUUAAUGUCAAAGCACUGGGAAAUGUUGCUCGAAAUGUUCCAUUUUUGAGGUCACUAAAAGUGCCGGAGUCCACACUCGAUUUAUGUAGGCCCCAUAAUCUUCUUGCAGUGUCAACCGAUGCCAAAGAGUUUGAUGAAAAUGUCAACAAGGUCAUUAGCAUGGGAUUUUCUCCUUCAAGCUUUUCAUUUAUGAAAGCACUGUAUGUGUCUUCUGUGUUGGAAGAGUCAAAAUUGGAACAGAGGAAGGAGUUUUAUAAGAAGUCUGGUUGGAAUGAAAGUGAUAUAUUGUUGGCAUUUAGUAAGUAUCCCAGUUUUAUGGUCCUCAGUGAGGAGAAAUUUUCGAGUAAAAUGGAUUUUCUUGUGAACAAAAUGGGCUUGCAGCCGGCUGAGGUGGCUAAGUAUCCCUGGGUUCUACUUUAUAGCUUGGAGGAGUGGAUUAUACCUAGGUAUUCAGUUAUUAAAGUUCUGCUAUUGAAGGGUUUGAUAAGGUUGGAACAAUUUUCUUUACUUGGUACCGCAUUAAUGUGCAAGAAAGACUACUUCUUGCAUAGGUUUGUGAACAAGCAUCAAGAGCAAGUACCCGAAUUAUUGAGCAUCUUUCAUGGGAAAGUUGGUCUUGCCGAACUGGGCUUAGAAUUUGAGGAAACAGAUGGAGUGAAACAAAUAUAAGACAAACUUGGCAUGCUUGUUUAUAUUUAUUACAAGGGUCAUUAAAGAACCAAUUAUUCAAUAAUAUGAGUUCUGCAGUCAGAAAUAUUUU